Molecule: messenger RNA, 549 nt
Organism: Aplosporella prunicola CBS 121167
Lineage: Eukaryota; Fungi; Ascomycota; Dothideomycetes; Botryosphaeriales; Aplosporellaceae
Exons: 1
Coding region: 1-549 (182 amino acids)
Source: RefSeq, a predicted model, not a curated record
AUGCUCUCCCUUACCCUCCCAACCCUCAUCCUCACCACCAGCAUCCCGCCCCUCCUCCAGCUCUUCCCCCGCCAAUCCGACGUCUGCAACGCCGCCUUCGGCGCCUCCGACCCCGCCCCCGUGCCUUGCGCCCAGCUCGCCCCCGGCACGGCCAGGGCUUGCUGUCCUCGCUUCACUACUUGCGCCGACGGCUAUAACGCCUCGGACCAGUGGGUCCGCUGUAACAUCCGCUCGAGGGAUCUCGUGCUUCUGGAUGCUAGUACCCGCAGCAGCGAGCUCGCGCCCAGCGCCGUCGCCGACAUAGCAAUUGGCUGCGCGGCAGCGGCCGCGGCGCUGGGCGUCUUGGCCGCAGUGACAUGCAAGCGACGGCGGCGGCGGCUUCGCGGGCGCGAAAAUGGCACUGCGCCACCACCGUCGCAGCUGUCGGGUUUGCCGGCUGAGCUUGCGGCCACGCCUAUUGGGGGCAAGGAGCGCGCGGGCGUCGGCGUCGUGGAGUUGGCUGCGGCGGCGCCUGUGAGGGAGUUGCAGGGCUGUGAGGUGCUGGUGUGA